AUGAUUAAUCAAGAUAGAUCACAAAGUAAUUUUCUAAAAGAGGAUUCACAUUUACCAGUUGAAACUAUACUAUACUAAGGAAAGAAAUACGUUCCAUUCUUCCUUGGGGGCUCAUAGGGAUAUUAUACAGAUUAAUAACCUAUACCUCCUUAUGAUGCAUUCGAUAUGAUUUUAGAAGUGUUAGCAAUUAUAGAAUUAAUAUUGAUGUGGGUGUUCUUUGCUCAAUUGUACAAUUAACUUGAUUUAGUGAUUCCAGUGUUUUAUAAUGCAUUGGGAGAAUAGACAGCAACCGGCGAUAAAAUUAUUUUGUUAGCAAUCCCAACUCUUGGCACAUUUUUUUUUGUUUUAUUAACUAUAUUAUCAUUAAUAACUAAUAGAUUUUAGUAUGAUUUAUAAGUGACUCCAGAAAAUUCAAGGAUUGUAUUUUCAAAUACUCGAAAAUUAAUUCUUGUAUUCAAAGUGAUUACAAUUGGAUUGUAUUAUUUUAAAAUGAGUUUAGGUUUAUAUUUUUGA
This is a messenger RNA of Paramecium tetraurelia, 513 nucleotides long. RefSeq lists its product as uncharacterized. The transcript is spliced from 2 exons. Lineage: Eukaryota; Ciliophora; Oligohymenophorea; Peniculida; Parameciidae. The record is from RefSeq and is a predicted model, not a curated record.